AUGUAUGCAAGGAGUGCCUCCGCCAGUGCAGAGUAUCACUUUGUUUCCACUGCUGGUACCUCUAAUGUGGGGACUUGCAUUGAGAAUGAGAAGAAAGCACUGCUAAAACUUAAAGAAAAUCUCACAGAUUCUUCAGGCAGGCUAUCUUCUUGGACUGAUCAAGAAGAUUGCUGUCAAAGGCAUGGUGUAACCUGUGACAACAAGACAGGAAGCGUCGUAACGCUUGACCUCAGAAACAAUGGAUUGGGAGGUGAGAUCAGUCCAUCUUUAGUUGAGUUGAAAGAGUUGAGAAUACUUAGACUUGAGUAUAUUCCUGAGCCGGAGAUCUAUUGA
Molecule: messenger RNA, 333 nt
Organism: Capsicum annuum
Lineage: Eukaryota; Viridiplantae; Streptophyta; Magnoliopsida; Solanales; Solanaceae
Product: receptor-like protein EIX2
Exons: 2
Coding region: 1-333 (110 amino acids)
Source: RefSeq, a predicted model, not a curated record